AUCGAUUGGUUGAUUGAUUAGUGAUUUUAUGGCAAAAAAAACAAUAUAUGAUAUCCUAUGCUAUGAAAUGAUAACAUAUUUAAAAUUGUGAUUAUAAUCAAUGCGAUUAUUAUUAUUAUCGACGGGUGUAUACUAUAGUAUCAAGUGAUUGGUGGCCACCACUUGUUGGUCAACAACAACAACAACAUCAACAACAAGUGUUAAGACUGGCGACCGACGAGUGUUUGAUGAGAUCUGAUAACCGGUUGUUCCGAAGAUAUCUGAACUGAAGAGAGAGAGAGAGAGAGAGACCAGAAUAUGACGUCAAACAAUGGCCAGCAAUGCAGUGGUGCCGUCGGCGGCAGCGGAGAGCCGAUAGUACGGCCAAAAGGAUCGUACGCUUCGAAACAGAAACGAUUCGGUGCGGCGCCGUUGGCCUCGUUUGAAGACUUGCCCAGCGAUGACCAAAUCAGUCCCGACGACGACGACGACGACAAUGACGAAGAGUUUGUUUGCGAUCCACUCGAUGGUCAUCCGACGGUAUUGGAUUUGGACAGCAGUCAGCUACUGAUGCAGAACCGACGGUCCGAUAACAGUAAUACUAGUCCGGCGCUGAGUCCGACACUGACGAUAACGCCGACCAGCGGCGGCGGUGGCGGCGAACGCAAAGCCAGUUAUAGUCUGUCGCAAAAUACGCUGACCGAUGAUGGCGGCAGCGGUUCUGUAACACCGGUGGCCGCCAGCGGCGGCGGCGUCGGCAAUUCCGAGUCAUUGUUGAGCAUUGGUAGUCAACACCGGCCCGCAACCGGCGGUUCGCACGGCUCGUUGCUUACUGUUCCCGAUGGCGCCGAUGGUUCUAAGUCGCCGACAACACCCGAUUCGAAACGCAAGAGUUCGUGGACCGACAUAUUCUUUGCCGGUCGGGGCGGUCGUACCCGAAGCAAGUCUACGUCCAGUUCCCCGCGCAAGAGUCCGACGACUUCAGGCGAACGCAAGAAAAGUGUUUUCGCAAAAUUCAUUAGUUUCGGUCGAAAAUCGCCGUCGCGGACAUCGAUCUCAGCCGAUACUACAACACAAAGUGGCGAACAGUCAUCGGCCAUAGAGUUGUCGUCCACUGGUGGCGGUGUAGAUACACCGAGAGUGUCGGUAACCGAUACCAGCGAAAACGAACCGAACGAAGAACUGAUGAUCGGUUCGCCAAUCAAUGAACCGGAAGCGUCCGAACAGGACAUUAUCGGUAUCAUCGAAGCGGCGGCCAGUAAUCAGCUGAUGAUUUCGACACCAGUAGACGCCAGUGGACCAGAUGCUGAACCAUCGCUAAUUUCAGUGCCAUUACCGCCGCUUAAUUUGAGAAAAAAAUUGAAACGCCGCCAAUCGACCAUCGAUGACGAUGUACAGAGUUUGCCAGAAAUACUUCCCAGUAGUCGAUCCAAUAGACAAUUGAUUUCUCAAAAUUUAGCCAAUAAUAAUAAUGAUAGUCAUAAUAAUAAUGAUAAUAAUACGGAAACAGUUGUCGUCCAAAUUGAAUCCUCUGCCAAAUACGAGGACAACUCUUCCGAAUCGGAGAUAGGAUUUGAUGAAAGCAAACUCAAAGCCAAUAAUAAUACUAAUAAUAAUAAGGAAUCAAAGCAAUCAAAUGGCAAAAGUCUAUCAGAAAGUGAAGACGACUUCGAAGCCCAGAAUCUGUUGCUGUCGUCCACUCAGGAAGACUACGACGAAAGUUCCAAUAGUAGUGAACAACAGCUAUUCGGUUCAACAAAUCUGUCGCUACUAUCGCCGACAACGGCCUCAGCGGCAGCCGCUUGUCAGCUAAUAGAAUCAAUCAGAUCGCCGACACGUAAGGAACGACUGGAAGUGCUAACCAUACCGAUUGAACGGCCGCGAAGUACAACACCGAUAAACAUUGUACCGCUCGAAGCCUACAUAAGUUCGAGUUGUACGUCACCGGAUCCGUCGGUCGAAAAGAUUAAACUGUCGCUUCCGGGCGAACAGUUUACCGCAUCGGCCCGGGCCAAGAGUCCCCGAAAGUCUAACCCGUCGAUUUGGUUCGAGUUUUGCGAAAAAGGUCUCCAGAGUCCGUUGCAACGGCGCAAACAACGGGCCAACAGUUGUUUUCCCAGUGUUGACAGCACUACUUCACCUCAACAACAACUACAACCUAAUACGCCGUCGUUUUUGAAUAACAAUUCAAACUUUGACGCCUUCUCUUCGUCUGUGGUCUCAGUUAACAAUCCGUUAACAUUGUCGCCAUCGCCGGGCAAUUUGACACCAGUUACGCCAUUGGAAGGCUACGGCGGUGAUACUAAAUGGCCGGGUUUUGGCGACAAUUUUGUCAAUUAUGAUACAUUUUUUUCGAAUAAUUUUACCGACGGUGGCGGCGGCGGUGGUCUCGGUGUCGACAAGUUUUUGUGUAAAUGUGAGUGCAAUACAAACAACAAUACCAACAACUCGAGUGCUAAUACCUGUGCCGUUGAUGAACAACAACAACAACCAGACCAACAAAUACUACUUCAACAACAACAACAACAGCCGGUGAGCGCAUCCAAUGAGAUGAUGAUGAGCUUCUCGAUUGGCGACGAACAGUGUUUCAACAACAACAACAACAACAAGAGUAGCAUCGCUUCGUCAAACAAUACGACCACAACAUCCACCAAUCGUGACCACGAAUUCAUGGAAGACCAGCCGCUGGUCAGUCCGUGUCAUUGUCUGUGCCAUCGGCGGGCAGACUUUGCCUUAACUCUAUGGCGUAGUUCGUCGUUCAACAAACAAGAGAGCGUCUCAUCAGAUAUAUCGUCGGCCUCUUCACGCCUUAUCGGUUCCAGUUCUCAUUCAUCUAAGUGUUCGCCAUCUGAUGAUAUUAUCGAGUCUAUCAACUCUUGAGUUGUCAUUUAUUAUCAUCAACAACAUCGGUAAUCAUCACACACUAUACACACACACACACACACACACACCACGCAAACGCGCGUACGAUAUACAGUACAUAAACUCACUCACACACACACACACACUUACACGUGCAACACGUGUUUCUUGUGGUACUACUAACUAA
Oppia nitens is the source of this 3028-nucleotide messenger RNA. RefSeq lists its product as uncharacterized. NCBI's taxonomy places the organism in Eukaryota, Metazoa, Arthropoda, Arachnida, Sarcoptiformes, Oppiidae. The coding region runs from base 298 to 2859 and encodes 853 amino acids. The transcript has a single exon. The record is from RefSeq and is a predicted model, not a curated record.